CUAGGACCCCGCUUCCCGGGGCCGGGCCGCCCCGCCGGGCGAGCCCCGCCCCUGCGGCCUCCCCCGCUCUCUACUGGCCGAGGCGCGGUUCCGUCAGUCGCCGUCGCCAUGCGGAUGCCCCCGCCGACACCCUGAGGGAGGAGCGGGGCCGCCAUGGGGGCGGGCCGGGACGUGGGGGGGCACCCGGCCGCACCGGGAUCCGCACCGGGACCCGCACCGGGGCCAGCACCGAUGCACGGCGCGGAGGAGACGGCGGCGGCGAAGGGGCCGCGGGUGAGCGCGGCGAGCACGCAGACCGACAGCAUGGCCGGUCAAAUGCCAAGACUUUCUAAGGUAAAUCUUUUUACUUUGUUCAGUCUCUGGAUGGAGCUCUUUCCCUCGACUGAGCAACAGAAAAAAACACAGGUAAAGAAGAGUGGUCUAGUUGUGGUGAAAAACAUGAAGAUUGUUGGUCUCCAUUGUUCCAGCGCAGACCUGCACGCUGGCCAGAUUGCACUUAUUAAACACGGGUCAAGGCUGAAAAACUGCGAUCUUUAUUUUUCCAGAAAGCCGUGUUCGACGUGUUUAAAGAUGAUUGUGAAUGCUGGGGUGAACAGGAUUUCUUACUGGCCUGCAGAUCCCGAAAUCAGCUUGCAGAAUGAGGCCUCCAAUCCCAUGGCGACCGGUGAUGCAAAGUUAGAUGCCAAAGCAGUGGAAAGACUGAAGUCAAAUAGCCGUGCUCGUGUGUGUGUGUUGCUUCAGCCUUUGGUGUGCUACAUGGUGCAAUUUGUGGAAGAAACUUCCACCAAGUUUGAUUUUAUCCAAAAAAUUGCAAAAUCUCAGCCUGACUUUAAUACUGACUUUUACACUGCAAGUAGACAAGAGAGAAUAAAAGAGUAUGAAAGUGUAUUCCUGAUUUCAAAUGAGGAAACGCACAAGCAAAUCCUGAUGACAAUGGGACUGGAGAACCUCUGUGAGAAUCCCUACUUCGGCAACCUGAGGCAAAACAUGAAAGACCUCGUCUUGGUCUUGGCGACGGUGGCUGCCAGCGUCCCUGUCUUUGAAUGUUUUGGGUUUUACAACAGUGAAUCACAACGAGCAAACGAAACAGACCAUCAGGGUUUGCCCCAAGAGAUUGCAAGGCACUGCAUGGUACAAGCCAGGCUGCUUGCAUACCGGACAGAGGAUCAUAAAACAGGAGUUGGAGCUAUUAUUUGGGCAGAAGAAAAAACAAGAAGCUGUGAUGGAACAGGAGCGAUGUAUUUCGUAGGCUGUGGUUACAAUGCCUUUCCUGUGGGAUCUGAAUAUGCUGAUUUUCCACACAUGGACGAUAAACAAAAGGAUCGGGAGAUCAGGAAGUUCAGAUACAUUAUACAUGCAGAGCAGAACGCCUUGACAUUCAGGUGUCGAGAAAUAAAGCCAGAUGAGAGAAGCAUGAUCUUUGUGACAAAAUGCCCGUGUGAUGAAUGUGUCCCUUUAAUCAAAGGGGCUGGUAUCAAGCAGAUCUAUGCAGGAGAUAUUGAUUCUGGAAAAAACAAAGCAGACAUAUCCUAUAUGAAGUUUGGUGAACUUGAGGGUGUAAGCAAAUUUACAUGGCAACUAAAUCCACUGCACACUAAGGCCCUUGAAUUCCAUGACUCCACAGCCAGGGAAAAUGGGGUCCAGAAAACAAAGUCACUAGAUGACCAGCAGCACCAAAACAAGAAACUGUGUCUUGGCCACUACUGAAUAAUCAAGCACUUCUGCAGUCUUGCUCUGUACUUUUUAUAAUGCAGCCUGUUUGCACUUUCAGAUAAGGAAGAGUUUUAUUUAUUGUUUGGAAAGUGAUUUUUAGAAUAAGUUUAUUUAUGUUGUCUUAAAUGUUUUACAGAAUUACCUGAGGGUCUUUUUAACUGAGAAGUUCCUGGGGGAAAAACGCUGCUUGUAUUUUCCAUGAAAGUAACUGGGUUAAUUGUUAACACAUUAAAAAAAAAUACUGAAAGCUUGUUGCUGGUAGAUCAGAGGAAUAAUAAAAUGGUAUCUUUUUUGCUUGGUGUAGGAUUGAGGGAAUAGCUUUCUGAAUUCUGGGCUAGCAGAAUGCAGAAGUAAGCCCUCGUUCUUCAAGUACGAUUGGCAUGGGCAUCUUCUAGGAAAUAGCAGAUGAAUAAUCACUAGCAGUUAUUCCUGUUCCUGACAGUGGCUUUUGCUUCUCAGUCUGCUUGUACAAAGGAGAGGAGGGUGUUGGGGUGGCUGUGGUUGCUGGGGGGUGAUGUGGGGUUCAGGUUUGUCUCUCCCCAGAGCUCAAGCCCUGUGCCAAGGGCCACAGCACAGGUGAGCUGCUGCUGCUCCCCCAGCACAGCCCGGAGGCAGCCCACAGAGAUCAGCUUUGCUUCUCCUCGGCUUCUGGGUGCAGGCCUCAAAGAAUUUGGUUGUGUGCAUCUCACUGGCCCCUGCAUACUGUGUGAAGAUUGCCAGUGUUUAGGGUUUGUUCAUCUUCACUAACAGGCUUCAGAAGCUAUGAAGUGCCAGAUGCCCCGUUGUUUCCUAGAUAGGAUGUACCAGUGGAAUAGCCUGAAUCUUUUCAGGUGCCAGUCUCUUGGAGGACUGCACCUGGAGCCAGGGUGACAUUCCAACAGCCAGUGAAACUGCAGUCUAAUGUUGUGAGUUUUGAGGGGAGGCUGGGUAGGUAAAGGGUAACCAGAGGUUGCUUCCUUACCCCUGUUUGCUGCUCUGUACAUGACCUCUAGCUGUUUGGUCUAGCAGACGUUGCAAGACUUUCUGUUCACUCCUCUGCUGAGCUUUCAAGUGCAAACACCUGAAACCAUUUUGUGCUGCUGGUAGGAUAGAUAAAUGACAUUUUUCAGUUCUUUCUUCUUGUCUUUGUUGUCCUGCUUAAAGUCCUGGAAGGGGAAUUAUUUCUUAAGGUUUUUGUGGAGCCUCUGGUGGCUUUCAAGACAAGUCCCUGUGUGACCUGAUUGAGGGGAACCCGCUUUGGCAGGGAGUUCUCUAGGUCCCCACCAUUCUGUGAUUCUGUGAAGACGCUGGUGUAGGAUCUGUUUGUUUCUUUUAGGCUUUGAAAAAGGUUGGAACUGGACAGCAAAGCUGGAAUUGGAUAGUGUGCAAAGCAUCCUUACUGUGGCAUUAGCUAUACAGAGUUUGUUCUCACUCACUUUGACUAGUGGUCCUGUAACUUAAGGUACAGUUGAUGAUGACUGGAGCAGCAGAAAGGAGCUGCAGUUCCCCAUGGCUCACGGUGUAACUUCGUUCAUGAGCACCUGGCCUUUAGAACUGGGAAAGGCUUAUAUCCUCUCCCCACCACAGGAAUGGAGCUGGAGAAGCUGCUAUUUCUCUGAGCCCAGUUGGCGUGAAGGCUACUCUGGGGCUGCAGGCUGAGUGCUGUGUGCACAGCAUAAGCCUCACCAGGCAACUGGCUGACCUCCCCCCACACUGCUGUGGCUCAGCAGGGUGUGAACAGCCUUUGUUUCCCUGGACCAGGUGGUGAACGAAGGAGAAAAAUCUGACUGUGUUUGUCAGCUAAGGGAAGGAUGGUGAGGUCCAGUUUUGCACCACACCACAAAAGAGUGCUUGUUUACAGUAGCUUGCCAGGACACUGCUGAACUGCCACUUCACUGAGUUUUGUAAUCUUGUGUGGAGGAACCCAGGUCCCAAACUUAGGGCCAGCAGAUCCAGCUGCAAGAGCUCUGUGCCUCACCUGUCAGAUCGAGUUCAGGGCCUUGGGGAUCAAGUUAUUAAUCUGGAUGCUGUACAAAGCUUAGAAAGAUGGGGGUUUCCACCUCUCAUGAGGGAUUAUAUAAUGUCAUUGCUUGUAAAUUCCAUGUGAAGUUGAAGUCAAAUGUUGGUGUUUCAUAAGCAAGAUUAUAAUCUGGGUUUAAAUCAUCAAUAUUUUACUUUGGCAUGUUUCCCCUCCACCCACUUAUAAGCAUCUUGUGUUAGAGUAAUUACCCUGGCUUUUUCUACAGAUCAGAACAACUGUCCAGAUUAGAAGUCUACCCCAUUCCACCCACUGAAACCUUGUUUCCAUAAUCCAUUGACAGUGCUCUUCUAUUUGAGGUAGGAGCAGGGAAAAUACAGGGACAGAAUUAAGGCCUCUUCAGGUUUUAUACUGAUGAGUCAGCUGCUAUCCGUAAAGAAGUCUGUGUCUUCAUAGGAACAGCUCAAGUCAAACAGUGCCGGAAACAUCAGAGGUGGCUACGUGGAGAAGUAAAUGUAGUCAAAUAUCACAUAUGUUCAAUGGCUGCAGGGCAGUGAAUGCUGCUGUAACCUGCACUUCAUGGGGAGUUCAGAUUCUACCUUCACUUUUUAUUGUUUCUUCUUAAAGAGGAUUUUGGUACAAAACUUUCUGCGAAGCUUGGAGUGGCUUGUAAGGCUGAGGGCUCGCAGCUCUGCCUUUGGUUCUGUCCCACCAGGUUUCUGCAGAAGCUCACAAAUUUCUUUAGGCUCUCAUUAUCAGCAUAACCCUACUCUGAUUGUUACUGGGAUUACAAUGUAGAGUGUUCAUCCUGGCCAACAGUGUGAAUAGGGUUUGUCUCUCAACCUGUGGACUCUGUGGGCGCUGCUGUACACAUCUUGUGCUUGCCAGGGAGAGCCACGGAAGACCAGACAUCUCCUGCAGUGCUUAUUUUGCAAAUGAACUCUAGGAUGUUUGUUUCUUACAUAAAAACUGUAAUGUAUUUAAAAUGAAGAAGGGUAAGAGUUAUAUAUUUUAUAUACUGUAUGAAAUUUCCAUAUGCUUUUUGGGUCUCUUCCAAUUCGCCUCAGAGCAGUCAUUUGAAUUGCAGGUAUUAACUGUGCCUAAUCACUCGGCCUCUUGACUGAGAAUUACAGAAAUUCCCUGUUAAUUGUCUGCCUUAAAGCAAAACAUGCUUUCUGCUAAUAAAUUAAUCUGACAGUAAGUACCGAA
Colius striatus (speckled mousebird) is the source of this 4879-nucleotide messenger RNA. It is a transcript of the gene CDADC1, whose product is annotated as cytidine and dCMP deaminase domain containing 1. Bases 154 to 1707 code for a protein of 517 amino acids. Gene Ontology annotation, molecular function: dCMP deaminase activity; zinc ion binding. Gene Ontology annotation, biological process: dUMP biosynthetic process; dTMP biosynthetic process. Gene Ontology annotation, cellular component: cytoplasm. The transcript has 9 exons. The record is from RefSeq and is a predicted model, not a curated record. Lineage: Eukaryota; Metazoa; Chordata; Aves; Coliiformes; Coliidae.